AUGUUCGCCAUCCAACCCGCCCAGAACUCUUCCAACGAGACAUCAACCGAUAAAUUCACUCCGAACAUUCUGCCCUGUCGCAUCCACCACGAUGGCCCCGUUGACACGCUAGGUCGCUACUGGACGCCUACCACUGAUGAGAAAGAUCAGAACCUGCAGACAGCCUACUUUCGCGGCCGCAAGCUAAGGGGUCGCCGAGUCGCAAUCCCUGAAGGCUACGAGGGUGUCAUUGCAACCCCCACAGACCGUACGAUGCCUGCUACCCGUACGAGCGCCGACGUCGAGGUCGAGGAAGUCACACCAGAAGAGCCCGUGAAGAUCCUUGAGAAGCAAGGCACCUUUGACGAAUAUGUGGUCUGGGGACAUGAGUUUGUGCCUGCGGCAGAUGAGACCUUUGUUAAGGGAGUGGAGGAGUGGAUUAAGCUGGCUGAAGUGAUGCAUACGACUCCUGACAGUGAAAAGCAAUCGUCUACUUGA
This is a messenger RNA of Aspergillus tubingensis, 477 nucleotides long. Its product is annotated as ribonuclease H2 subunit C. Bases 1 to 477 code for a protein of 158 amino acids. NCBI's taxonomy places the organism in Eukaryota, Fungi, Ascomycota, Eurotiomycetes, Eurotiales, Aspergillaceae. The transcript is spliced from 4 exons. The record is from RefSeq and is a predicted model, not a curated record. Gene Ontology annotation, cellular component: ribonuclease H2 complex. Gene Ontology annotation, biological process: RNA catabolic process.